AAAAAAAAAAAAGGUUUGACUAACGGUCCAAAGCGUUCAUCCAGCAGGCAGACUCUUCUCUAAAGAGCUCUUUCUUCUCCAAAAUGAAGAGACUUUGUUUUAUUUUUGCAGUGGCUAUCUGCUUUGCAGUUGGUCAAGCUCUGAACUGUUACAAAUGUGGCAUUGGCUUUUGGGACCUGUGCCUUACGACCAAGACCACGUGUGACGCCGGAGAGCAGUGCUACAGUGGUGAAGGGAAGGCAGCUGGUUUUGUCAGUAUCAAAAUGAAGGGCUGUCUCAGCACGGCUUUGUGCAACCAGACUACAAAUGAGAACAUCACGGUCGGCAGCGCCAGCGCCACYGUCUACAAGAUAAACAAGACGUGCUGCGUUACGGACCUGUGCAACGCCGCGCCGGGCCUGCCCGCGUCCUCCGCGCUCAGCCUGGCCCUCGCCACCAGCGCCGCUCUGUUCGUGGCCAGCRUGGUUUAACACGAUGAAGCAACACAUCCAAACCUAAUGUACAAACCAAAGCACUACAAGAAUAGAUGACUUCUUUUUUUUAAAUCUGCUCUUUUUGAGGUGUAUUUCCACUCUUACAAGAUUUUAUACGUUGACCUCGCUUCUGUUUUUUUUUUUUAGUCGCACAUAAGAACAAUUUUAUGAUGGAUGUGUCCAAAACAAUUUAAUUUCACAGUACAAGACAAGAUUAACUAUUAUUUACAUUUGAUACUUUUGUUAGAUCUGAAACUACAUUUGGAAAGUUAUCAGCUUAGCUUAGCUUAGCUUAGCUUAGCUUAGCUUAGCUUAGCUUAGCAAGGCAUGGCAUAACAUUAAAACUAAAAUGAAUAUAUAUUACGGUAUGUGUUAUUAAAAUGUGGUUUUUGUACACAUUUCAGUUUCUACUCAUUUCAAACUAAAUUUCAUGCUGAUUUAAUUCAAAGCCAGAUAUAUAACCCUUUGUGUCUUUACAUUUCUGUCUAUUUUUUUUACAUUUCUGCUUCUAUUUUGUAUGUGGUUGUCGAAUCUGAAGCUCGUUUUAAAGUUGUGGGAUGAAAGCUGGAUUCCUGUGUGUGUAUUUAAAGCAUAUAUGGUGCUGAUAAAAUGCACUGCUUGGUUGGGGGUGUAAUUACAAGAACGUUGUCUGUGUAAAUCAUAAUGUGUUUACUGUUUUAAAGACUUCCCUAAAAAGAGAGAGAAUUGUUACUUUGAUAUAAAAAAAGCGGGUUUUGACCAUUUGGUAAAUAAAUCGUACACAUGGGGAAAAGGUAAAA
Messenger RNA from Austrofundulus limnaeus, 1252 nucleotides. Its product is annotated as lymphocyte antigen 6 complex locus protein G6d. The record is from RefSeq and is a predicted model, not a curated record. Lineage: Eukaryota; Metazoa; Chordata; Actinopteri; Cyprinodontiformes; Rivulidae. Gene Ontology annotation, cellular component: membrane. The transcript is spliced from 3 exons. Gene Ontology annotation, biological process: sperm-egg recognition. The coding region runs from base 84 to 470 and encodes 128 amino acids.